AUGGCCGAAUCGGUCCUCUCUGCCAAUCGGCAGCAACCCAAUGGCAAAACGUCUCCCUUCUCCCCUUGCAGGCACGCAGGUGGCGGCGAUGGCAGCGGAGGGGGACCUUUUUUGGAGUCUCCGCCCACCAAUCAGGAGCUGCUCCCAAGAGAAGAGCUGGACGGUAGGUGGCAGCCCAGAGAGGCCAUGCAGCAGGGUGGCAGCCCGGUGAGCGGAGAGGAUGCCUGCCCAGAUAUGGAAGGUGCAGGGGCUCCCCCACCAGUCGGGGUGAGCCACGUUUCCGACACCCCGGAAGGUGCUGGCGGUGAGGGUGGAGGCCAGAACUAUGCUGCAGAGGUGGACAUCCAGGAGGCGGGAGGCGGAGGGCAUCGGGGGUCCCAGGAAGACCUGUACUGCCAAGAAUAUUGUGAGCCUGGGGGCCAGAGGUGCAGGCCCCAAACUGGAGGAGGGGAGGAGGAAAGGCAGUUUGGUAAAAAGAAGCAUCGGAGGCGCCCCUCCAAGAAGAAGCGGCACUGGAAGCCUUACUACAAGCUCAGCUGGGAAGAGAAGAAGAAGUUUGACGAGAAGCAGAGCCAGCGUGCUUCCAGGCUGCGGGCCGAGAUGUUUGCCAAGGGGCAGCCGGUCGCGCCCUACAACACCACUCAGUUCCUGAUGGAGGAUCAUGACCAGGAAGAGCCGGACCUGAAGACUGGCCUCUACCCUAAGAGGUCCGCCACCAAGUCGGACGAUACCAGUGAAGAAGACUUCAUGGAGGAGGAAGACGGCGGCAGCGAUGGGAUGGGAGGGGACGGGAGCGAGUUCCUUCAGAAGGACUUCUCGGAGACCUACGAGAGGUACCAUGUGGAGAGCCUGCAGAACAUGAGCAAGCAAGAAUUAAUCAAGGAAUACCUGGAGCUGGAGAAAUGCCUUUCCAGGAUGGAGGAGGAGAACAACCGGCUGCGGAUGGAGAACAAGAAAUUCUCCGGGGACUCGGCAGAGGACGACAGGGUGAGGGAGCUGCAGCAGGAGCUGGACAGGUUGAGAGCCGAGAACCAAAAACUCUUGAAAGAGAACGAACUUAGCAGACAGCAAGAGCAGCCUCUUUCCAAGGCGAAAGAGUGAAGCUUGU
Messenger RNA from Euleptes europaea (tarantolino), 1108 nucleotides. RefSeq names its product HEXIM P-TEFb complex subunit 1 (gene HEXIM1). Gene Ontology annotation, biological process: negative regulation of cyclin-dependent protein serine/threonine kinase activity; negative regulation of transcription by RNA polymerase II. NCBI's taxonomy places the organism in Eukaryota, Metazoa, Chordata, Lepidosauria, Squamata, Sphaerodactylidae. Gene Ontology annotation, molecular function: cyclin-dependent protein serine/threonine kinase inhibitor activity; 7SK snRNA binding. The record is from RefSeq and is a predicted model, not a curated record. Gene Ontology annotation, cellular component: nucleus; nucleoplasm; cytoplasm. The coding region runs from base 1 to 1101 and encodes 366 amino acids. The transcript has a single exon.